Messenger RNA from Rhinopithecus roxellana (golden snub-nosed monkey), 3039 nucleotides. It is a transcript of the gene NPTX1, whose product is annotated as neuronal pentraxin 1. The record is from RefSeq and is a predicted model, not a curated record. NCBI's taxonomy places the organism in Eukaryota, Metazoa, Chordata, Mammalia, Primates, Cercopithecidae. Gene Ontology annotation, biological process: axonogenesis involved in innervation. The transcript is spliced from 5 exons. Bases 175 to 1470 code for a protein of 431 amino acids. Gene Ontology annotation, cellular component: plasma membrane; neuron projection.
CCGCAGCGCAGGCGGCAGUGGGGGCCUGACAGCGCGGCGGUGUGGACCGCGCGGCCGAAGAGCGCGGCGCCCAGAGCGCGGUCCGCUCGCGGAGCCACAGCCCGAGCCGGGUCCCAGUCGGAGCCGAGCCCCAGCCGAGCCGAGCCGGGCCCGGAGCGCCCGGUGCCCGCAGCCAUGCUGGCCGGCCGCGCCGCGCGCACCUGUGCGCUGCUCGCCCUCUGCCUCCUGGGCGCCGGGGCCCAGGAUUUCGGGCCGACGCGCUUCAUCUGCACCUCGGUGCCUGUGGACGCCGACAUGUGCGCCGCGUCCGUGGCCGCCGGCGGCGCCGAGGAGCUCCGGAGCAGCGUGCUGCAGCUCCGCGAGACCGUGCUGCAGCAGAAGGAGACCAUCCUGAGCCAGAAGGAGACCAUCCGCGAGCUGACCGCCAAGCUGGGCCGCUGCGAGAGCCAGAGCACGCUGGACCCCGGAGCCGGCGAGGCCCGGGCGGGCGGCGGCCGCAAGCAGCCCGGCUCGGGCAAGAACACCAUGGGCGACCUGUCCCGGACACCGGCCGCCGAGACGCUCAGCCAACUCGGGCAAACUUUGCAAUCGCUCAAAACCCGCCUGGAGAACCUCGAGUACAGCCGCCUCAAUUCCUCCAGCCAGACCAACAGCCUCAAGGAUCUGCUGCAGAGCAAGAUCGAUGAGCUGGAGAGGCAGGUGCUGUCCCGGGUGAACACCCUGGAGGAGGGCAAGGGGGGCCCCAGGAACGACACCGAGGAGAGGGCCAAGAUCGAGGCCGCCCUGACCUCCCUGCACCAGAGAAUCAGCGAGCUCGAAAAAGGUCAAAAAGACAACCGCCCUGGAGACAAGUUCCAGCUCACGUUCCCGCUGCGGACCAACUAUAUGUAUGCCAAGGUGAAGAAGAGCCUGCCAGAGAUGUACGCCUUCACUGUCUGCAUGUGGCUCAAGUCCAGCGCCGCGCCAGGGGUGGGCACGCCCUUCUCCUAUGCUGUGCCCGGCCAGGCCAACGAGCUGGUCCUCAUUGAGUGGGGCAACAACCCCAUGGAGAUCCUCAUCAAUGACAAGGUGGCCAAGCUGCCUUUUGUCAUCAACGAUGGCAAGUGGCACCACAUCUGCAUCACCUGGACCACCCGGGACGGGGUCUGGGAGGCCUACCAGGAUGGCACGCAGGGUGGCAGUGGCGAGAACUUGGCACCCUAUCACCCCAUCAAGCCCCAGGGCGUGCUGGUGCUGGGCCAGGAGCAGGACACUCUGGGUGGUGGAUUUGAUGCCACCCAGGCAUUUGUGGGUGAGCUGGCCCACUUCAACAUCUGGGACCGCAAGCUGACCCCCGGGGAGGUCUACAACCUGGCCACCUGCAGCACCAAGGCACUGUCCGGCAAUGUCAUCGCCUGGGCCGAGUCCCACAUUGAGAUCUACGGUGGAGCCACCAAGUGGACCUUCGAGGCCUGUCGCCAGAUCAACUGAGCGCGGCAGGCCAGGCUGAGCCCGCCCGCCCUCACCCCCUGCUUGUGCGGCGAUGAUCUGUUUCGUGCGUCUCUUCUCUCCCUUUUCCCUAGGAAUGAACCGAGGCCGUCGCCCCUGCACAUGCACACGCACACAGCCUGGUUUUGUCCUCAUGCACACGAAGCAGCCCCUGCUCCCAUCUGUCCCUGAGGAAGCCCCACUUCUCUGUAGGAGCCUGGACUCUCUCAGGCGGGCCCUGUUCACAGCUAAAGUGGGCGCUGCGACGUUUUGAACAAGGCAGAAGUAGGUGAGAGCAUCUGUGUGUGCGUGUCUACAUGUGUGUGUCUACAUGUGUGCGUGCGCGUGGCUGGGGGAGGCCUUUUCUUAGAGGACGUACUUCAUUUCCUUCUUUCUUUUGUCUUUGGAAAAAUCUCGUGAUGAAAACUCGUAUUUGCCAACUUUGUUAGCUGCGUGCGUGCCUUGGGGUUGCUGCCACCUCAGUACACGCAUUUGUCUUUGUUUGCAAACCUUUUUCAGAGCGACAUAUCUUUAUAUUGAUGUAAUAAAUGCCUUUUAGUGGGUUGUCAAAGGCCAGGGGCGGGGUCUCUCUACAGAGAACUUUUACUUUGUAAUAGAAGUGAAUUGUCUCUGAAGGGUGAAGGCGGGCUGUCCUGGGAUGUACCCUGUGCUCUCCCGUGGAGGAGAGCGGAUGGCUGAGGACACUGGCCCUUACCCCAGAGCCAGCCAGCAUCCAUCCCUGCUGUUUGCAUCUGAGAGCAGCACAGGGCCUGGGAGGCUGGCCUGAGUGCCCAGCUCAGCCUGCUCUGCCCCAGGAAGGCCUUGCCCUCGGCCUUCCCACCUGCUCAGAUCCUGCAAGGCUGGGGUCUGCCCCUUCCUUCUCACCUCUGGAGCUGUGCUACUUCAGCCCGGACAGCCCUGAGAGAGGAGCGUCCCACCCACAGCCCAGGAAGCCAGGCCCCAGGGCCCCUCUCCUUUGGCCUCUGGCAGUGCAGACCAAAGGAGACCUUUUAAGGAAAGAAGCCGUGUUUUGCUGAAGACCUGGCCUCAUGGGGCCACUGGGACUUCAACCCAGCCCGUUGGUGGGAAGGUCCUCUUCGAGGACCUUUGACAGCCAUAGCCCUCCCAGCACACCAGGCGCCAGGUGAGCUGGUUCAGACCCCUCCAAGGGUACUCCGGAGACCUCACACGUGGAGCCAGGCCUGGCCAGGGUGCGGGCCUGAAACCCACUCCUCCAUCUCACGGGGCUCACAGCCUACAGCAGCCUGCAAGCUGCCACUGGCCGGUGACACUGACACCUGAGCAGUGUCCAGAACUUUGCCUUUUUUGUUCCCCGUGAAAAGCAACAUGGACAUUUCCUUCUAGUCCUUCCAAGGAGGGGAGAGAAGUGUGUGUGUGUGUGUGUGUGUGUGUGUUGUGUGUGUGUGUGUGUGUUGUAUGUGUGUGUGUGUUGUGUGUGUGUGUGCACUGAGUGAGAAAGAGAGCAGGCUCGGGAGACCCUGCCCAGGGUAGGGGGAGCUUCCUGCUUUGCACCAUUUGGUGGUCGCACGCCCCGAGGGCACCCCGACUCUG